CGGCAGAUGGCAGUAUCUGUCAGACGCGUGAGCGCCUCAACAAUGACACUCGCAACACUGUAACACUGAAACAUUCGAACGCGGUGCGCGCAGAUACAAUGUAUCGAACCCGACAGAUGCUGCCGAGCCGAGGCAGAAACGCCGACGAGAAUUAAACCUGCGAUGGCUCUCCAUUUCUCUCUCACGUCUCUCGGGGAGCUCCAAUCGCUCGCUACUCGAACCGACAGCUAAUACUGCCAGGCACAGGCUGCGGCUGCAGCUGCGUGCGUUACACGGGGCUCAUGGCGGAGUUUGUCGCCGAGAACUGCGGUGUCUCAUCGCCGAGCGCUGGCGGGAAAUCCGCCCAGCCCGGCGAUGAGGCGGACGGCAGAGCUGCGAGCGAGGUGUCGGUCUCGAACGGGGACUGUGGACUGUGUGCACCCGAGAACCAGGGGCUCGAGACGGCCAACGCGUCUGUGGUGCUGGACGGCAAAUCUGGAAUACCACGGAAGGCCAGUAUUAUUAAGGAUGGUUCCAGGCGGUGCAAGGAAAGGAAAAAGACGGUGUCAUUCAGUAGCAUGCCAACAGAGAAGAAGAUCAGCAGUGCAAGUGACUGCAUUAAUUCAAUGGUGGAUGGGUCUGAACUAAGGAAAGUACGCUCCAACUCCAGAGUCUACCACCGUUACUUCCUCCUAGAUGCCGACAUGCAGUCUUUGCGAUGGGAGCCAUCCAAAAAAGAGUCGGACAAGGCCAAGAUUGAUGUAAAAUCAAUUAAAGAGGUGCGAACUGGUAAAAACACGGACACCUUCAGGACCAAUGGGAAUUCGGAUCAGAUUUCCGAGGAUUGUGCGUUCUCUAUAAUCUAUGGGGAGAACUAUGAAUCACUUGAUUUAGUGGCAAAUUCAGCCGAUGUAGCAAAUAUAUGGGUGACUGGACUCAGGUACUUAAUAUCAUACGGAAAACACACUCUUAACAUGAUUCAGAGCAGUCAGGACAACAUGCGUGCGUCCUGGCUGGGCGACCUCUUCGACGAAGCCGACGUCAUUGGCGGAAAAUGCAUUAGUCUUUGUUCGGCCGUGCAGCUGAUCAAGAAGUUAAGUCCUGGGCUGAAAAAUGUCAAGAUAGAGCUGAAGUUCAAAGAGUUGCACAAAGUGAAAGAUAAAAUCGGUUCCGACGUGACCAAGGAGGAGUUCAUUGAAGUCUUUCACGACCUUUGCACAAGACCAGAAAUCUAUUUUUUGUUGGUGCAGUUCUCAAGCAACAAGGAAUUUCUUGACACCAAGGACCUGAUGAUCUUUUUGGAGGCAGAGCAGGGCAUGGCCAAGGUGAGCGAAGACAUCAGCGUGGAAAUUAUUCAGAAGUAUGAACCUUCGAAGGAGGGGCAACUCAAGGGAUGGCUCUCCCUGGAUGGGUUUAUCAAUUACCUCAUGUCAGCAGACUGUCACAUCUUUGAUCCUGAACAAAAAAUAGUAUGCCAAGACAUGAACCAACCCCUUUCUCACUAUUACAUAAACUCUUCCCACAAUACCUACCUGAUUGAGGACCAGUUCAGGGGUCCGUCAGACAUUACGGGCUACAUCCGUGCCCUAAAGAUGGGCUGCAGGAGCGUGGAACUUGAUGUAUGGGAUGGGCCGGAUAAUGAACCGGUCAUUUACACGGGCCAUACGAUGACCUCACAUAUUGUCUUCCGCAGCGUCAUUGACAUCAUCAACAAGUACGCUUUCGUAGCCUCGGAAUUUCCUCUGAUCCUGUGCUUGGAGAACCACUGUUCCUUGAUGCAACAGAAGGUAAUGUUUCAGCACCUGAAGAAAAUACUCGGAGACAAAAUCCACGCGGAUCCUCCCAACCUUGAGGACAACUACCUUCCGUCCCCUUCGGACCUAAAGGGAAAGAUUCUUCUGAAAGGAAAGAAACUUGCGAGCAACUGCACCGGCUCUGAAGGCGAGGUGACGGAUGAGGACGAGGGUGCGGAAAUGUCUCAACGGAUGAACAACGAGGGUGGCGAGCAGCAGACGGUUGUUCAACCCAAAAAGUUCCAGCUUUCCAAGGAUCUGUCCGACUUGGUAACCUUAUGUAAGUCUGUUCGGUUUAAGGAUUUCCAGACGGCUUUCCAGAACCAGAAGCACUGGGAGCUCUGCUCCUUCAAUGAGGUCUUUGCCAGUCGGUGUGCCACUGACCACCCUGGUGACUUUGUUAACUACAACAAGAAGUUUCUAGCAAGGGUUUACCCAAGUCCAAUGCGAAUUGAUUCUAGCAACAUGAACCCGCAGGACUUUUGGAAAUGUGGCUGUCAAAUAGUAGCAAUGAACUAUCAAACACCGGGUCUCAUGAUGGACCUCAACAUCGGCUGGUUUAGACAAAACGGGAACUGUGGGUAUGUUUUACGCCCAGCGAUCAUGAGGGAGCAGGUGUCUUAUUUCAGUGCCAAUACUAAAGACUCUGUUCCGGGAGUGUCUCCACAGCUCCUUCACAUAAAGAUCAUUAGCGGACAAAAUUUACCUAAACCCAAGGGCUCAGGCGCCAAAGGCGAUGUGGUAGAUCCAUACGUUUAUGUUGAAAUUCAUGGCAUCCCUGCGGAUUGUGCAGAACAAAGGACUAAAACGAUCCAUCAGAAUGGCGACAACCCCAUCUUUGACGAAAGUUUCGAGUUUCAGAUAAACCUUCCGGAACUGGCAAUGGUGCGCUUUGUUGUUCUGGAUGACGACUACAUUGGGGAUGAGUUUAUCGGUCAGUACACAAUUCCGUUUGAAUGCAUUCAGCCAGGUUUCCGCCACAUUCCCCUGCAGUCGCUGACGGGCGAAGUCCUUCCACAUGCCUGGCUCUUCGUCCAUGUGGCCAUUACUAACCGUCGUGGUGGGGGUAAACCUCACAAAAGGGGGCUUUCGGUCCGCAAGGGUAAAAAGGGUCGGGAGUACGCCACCAUGAGGAUACUUUUCAUCAAGGCUAUAGAUGAAGUCUUUAAAUCUGCUGCACAGCCACUUCGGGAGGCCACUGAUCUCAGAGAGAACAUGCAGGUGAGAUAACACUUACCUCAAUGAGAAACAAAGU
Molecule: messenger RNA, 3027 nt
Organism: Sinocyclocheilus rhinocerous
Lineage: Eukaryota; Metazoa; Chordata; Actinopteri; Cypriniformes; Cyprinidae
Product: inactive phospholipase C-like protein 2
Exons: 2
Coding region: 282-3002 (906 amino acids)
Biological process (GO): gamma-aminobutyric acid signaling pathway; regulation of synaptic transmission, GABAergic; release of sequestered calcium ion into cytosol
Molecular function (GO): phosphatidylinositol-4,5-bisphosphate phospholipase C activity
Source: RefSeq, a predicted model, not a curated record